Molecule: messenger RNA, 2921 nt
Organism: Prinia subflava (tawny-flanked prinia)
Lineage: Eukaryota; Metazoa; Chordata; Aves; Passeriformes; Cisticolidae
Gene: CD44
Product: CD44 molecule (IN blood group)
Exons: 13
Coding region: 141-2081 (646 amino acids)
Biological process (GO): positive regulation of ERK1 and ERK2 cascade; inflammatory response; cell adhesion
Cellular component (GO): basolateral plasma membrane; macrophage migration inhibitory factor receptor complex; plasma membrane
Molecular function (GO): hyaluronic acid binding; cytokine receptor activity
Source: RefSeq, a predicted model, not a curated record
ACUUCAGUUCCUUUGAAUCAGAAUAAAAAGUGCAGCAAACUUCAGACUCAUUGACUGCAGGCUUAACAAGCGUCGGGGCUUUUCCUCUUUCUGCAGCUUGCAAGGAUCUUUGGAUUUUGCAAAGCAGUUCCAAGAAAACAAUGGCCAAAUUCUCCUUAUGGGCAACUGUUGGAUUAUGUUUGCUGAAGUUCUGUCUAACAGAAAUAGAAUUCAAUGUAAGCUGCAGAUAUGGAGGAGUUUUUCAUGUUGAAAAAGAUGGUCGCUACAGUCUCACACGAUCUGAAGCAGUGGAGCUCUGCAGAGCUCUCAACAGUACCUUGGCAACACUAGAGCAGCUGAAGAGAGCUCAUGAGCUUGGAUUUGAAACUUGCAGGUAUGGUUUCGUGGUGGGGCAUAUUGUUAUCCCACGGAUCAAUCCCUAUCCUCUUUGUGCAGCAAAUAACACUGGCAUUUACAAACUCUCAGCAAAUACAACUGCUCGGUAUGAUGCAUACUGUUACAAUGAGACAGAAACAGAGGAAAAAACUUGUGAACCAGUUGUAAGAAUAGAUACUUCUUUACUCAGUAAUCAGGAUGAAAUAGUCAUUGACAACGCCGAUGGCUCCAGUUACAAUGUGGACGGCACACGCCACACCAGUGGAGAGUCCUCAACCUCAGGGGUGGACGAUGAAAACGUAGGGAGUGGAUCAACUCAUGAGACAACCCCCAUGGAUGCCUCCAUCAGGAGAUCCAGCCCCUCCUAUUAUGGAAGUCCUACUUCAGCCUCACAGCUGCCAGAUCAUACUUCUGGAGGAGGUGAAAAAGAAAUUUCUGGAAAAAAUUAUGACAAUGAAUUUUCAUCUGUAUCACCUGACAUGUCUUUGGGGACAGUGGCUGGUGAUUUCCAUGAAGAGGAUGGUGGACAGUAUCCUGCAACUACCACUGUGGUCCCCAGCCACGGGGCCCAACAGAACGACUCAGCAAAGGACCCGCUGGUGUACCCAGGCUGGGAUGAGGGAGAGGAUUAUGCCACACAGCCUGCUGUGACUGAUAGAGUUAUUCCUUCCAGAGAGAACAAUCAUGAAAGAGAGUCUUCCACCACAGCUGUUGUCUCUCCUGAUGAUGCCCACCACAAAGAGCCAACUCAACCACUUCUGCCUUGGGAUAAUGAAUCAGAAAUGGGCACUGAAGACAUCACAAAUCCCACGGAUGCCCCUGAGGAUGAAGUCCUCCACUGGACCACGGCCACUGUGACCAAAGCUGUCACAGCCACCACUGACAUUCUGGCACCAGAAGAUACAACCCAGGAACCAUGGGCACCUCACCUUGUGGUAACAGCUGCUUCCUCUCCUGACGGUGCCCACCAUGAAGAGCCAACUCACACACCUCUGCCUUGGGAUGAUGAACCAGGACAGGGCACUGGAGGCAUCAUGAAUCCCACAGAUAUGACCAGAGAUGAAGUCUUCCACAGGACCACAACCAGUGUGACCAAAACUGUUGUCGAGACCGUGGACGAUGCUGACCAAGAGAAAGCAACCAAGGAGCCACUGGCACCUGGCACUGCACCUGGAAGGGAAGGUGAACCAGCAAACACCACAGAUGGUUCCCACAUCCAUGGGAUACCUGGAGUUUUUUCAGACAUUGACGACCGUUUUAUUCCCUUGCAGACUCCUCUUACUACCAGCUCUACCUCUAGUGUAGAUGGUGACCAAGGACCACACAAGGGACAUUAUGAAUCCACUGCUUCCCCUGGAGAGGCGACCACAACAACAAUAACUUCACAUCCAAGAUCGGCCCCUGUACCAGACUGGCUGAUCAUCGUGGUGGCUCUCGUGGUGCUUGCGCUGAUCCUCGCAGUGUGCAUUGCUGUUAACAGCCGCAGAAGAUGUGGGCAGAAGAAAAAGCUAGUGAUUAACAAUGGCAAAGGGGCAGUGGAGGACAGGAAGACAAGUGAAUUAAAUGGAGAUAUCAGCAAAUCACAAGAAAUGGUGCACUUGGUUCAUAAAGAAAAGUCAAAUGACCGAACACAAGCAUGUGAUGAAUUCCUGACUGUUAAUGAAACACAAAAUCAUCACGAGUUUGACAUGAAGACUGGAGUGUAAUGGUACCACACUGCCAAAGCAGAUCAGGGCUGGGGAAACCAAAAUCAUGUGGAACUUGAACAGGAAUUCACAGAUGCACUGUGCUACUGAUGUCUUUUGAACAUAAGCAUAAGUUCUGUUUCUUUUUAAUCCCUUUGCAAUGAUGUCUGAGUUUAACAAUUGAUGUGUGCUUUCUGAAAUACACCCCCAGAGCUGCAUAAUGCUUUCAGUUCCCAGUCUCUUCACAGAGGACUCUCACUGUGUCCUGGAUGUUAGGAGGCAUACAAGUUUACAUCAUUAUUCCCCAGAUGGAAGAUCUUCACUGUGUGGAGCUAAGGAAGUAUCCAGUCACUCCAUUUUACAGAUAUUUAAAGUAUUAAACAUGCCAUGGUACAGAAGCAAGUGAAGAAAAAUGUCAAGAGUAAAAAAAAUCAAGUUUAAACCCAAAAGGCAUCUUCUACAAUGUCUACAACAUCAGAAUCCUUCAGAAAUGCCUUCCAGCCAGGAAUAGCAGUGGAUACGUUCAGAAUCUUCCAGUAUAAACAAAAAGUGACAUUUUAUAAUUAUGUGUGGCUUGGUCUGCAAGGAGGGAAACCCUGAAGGACAAAAUUUAUUUAUCUCUAUUUUUAAAUAUCUAUGGACAUACAGCAAGUCUUCUCAGGAGGGGUAAUAAAGGCAUGAAAACAUGAGCUGAAACAUAAUAAACUUCUAUUCUUUAUUAUCCUAGCAACCUGUACAAUUAUCCUUCCAGUUUUUGAGAUGUUCAUUGCUCUUCUCCCCCCUUUAUUCAUUGGUCUAAGUUUGUGCAUGUUUUUAAUGAGCCUGUUAGUUAAGAUAAUGAAUAAAAUAAAAUGACCCCAG